Messenger RNA from Owenia fusiformis, 1218 nucleotides. The record is from the annotation of a GenBank genome assembly. NCBI's taxonomy places the organism in Eukaryota, Metazoa, Annelida, Polychaeta, Sabellida, Oweniidae.
AUGGCAGACAGUGCAAAAAAAUUGCCGCAGGUGCCAGAGUCUCUGCUCAAGAAGCGUAAGCAGAAUGCCGAAUCACGGGCAAAGAGAGCCAAGGCUGCUGUUGUAGCUAAGAAGACUGCACGUGCAAAGAGGGGCGAGAUCUUCAAGCGUGCUGAGAAAUAUGUCAAGGAAUACAGAAUCAAGGAGCGUGAUGAGAUCAGACUGGCACGUGAAGCCCGUAAACACAACAACUUCUAUGUCCCAGAUGAGCCAAAACUUGCUUUUGUCAUCAGGACUCGAGGUGUGAAUGGUAUUCACCCCAAGCCCCGUAAAGUGAUGCAAUUGUUCCGUCUGCGUCAAAUCAACAAUGGUGUAUUCAUCAAGCUGAACAAGGCAACCAUUAACAUGCUCCGUUUGGCAGAACCUUACAUUACAUGGGGGUACCCCAAUCUCAAGAGCAUCAAAGAAUUGAUCUACAAGAGAGGAUAUGGAAAGAUUGAAGGCAGGCGUGUAGCACUCACAGACAAUGCAGUCAUUGAGAAAAAAUUAGGCCGCUUUGGAAUCAUCUGUAUUGAGGAUUUGAUCCAUGAGGUUUUCACUGUUGGACCCAACUUCAAGCAGGCUGCCAACUUCCUAUGGCACUUUAAGCUAAACACCCCAACUGGUGGCUGGAGGAAGAAGAACAACCACUUCAAUGCUGGUGGUGACUUUGGAUGCAGAGAGGACAAAAUUAAUGCCCUUCUUAGGCGUAUGAUCUAAGUUAUAUUGUAUAGACACUCCUGCACAAUAAAGAUUAUAUGAAGAGGAUAUCAACAUGUUAGUUAAUUGCUAAAAAGUGGACGGAGUUUUCUAUAAUAGAGAGGUUAAGCUUGCACUGUUUUUCACAAUGUGAAUGGAAAGAAGUAAGCUUGUAUCUGAAGUCAGUAAAUGAAUGCUUAGCUUCAGUGUUUCGAGUUCAGAACUGGAACACACUCUAUAUAUUACACAUUUUUAUUUUUUGUGUUUUUUGCAAGCUUAACCUCCCUUAUAUUAGGAAGGAUAAAAAAGAAGUGAUUAUUUUCUUCCAAUUGAUGGCAUUAGAGAUUGUGUGAUAAAUGUCUGUGUCCUUUCAAUAAAUUCUAAUUUCCAUCUCAAUGUUGCAUUCUUUGGGCCGGUAUCAACAUGACCCAGAUAUUACUCAGUGAUCUCCCCAGCAUUAAAGGAAGUGGGUGCAGCACCCACCUCAGAUUUUGAAAAUAG